GAUUCUGGAUGAAAGUGUGGACCUGGGUGGGAGGGACUGCUGUACUAUGGGGGACAGGGGAAGGGAAAGGUUGCAGGCUCUUGGGAGCCCCAGAGAGCUUCUGUCCCCCAUGAGGGCCCCUCUGCCUCAGGCUGGGGAGAGCAGAAGGUGGUCAGCCUGGAGACCCUGGGCUAGCAUUGUUUGGAAAGAGGGUGUGGACUGGAAUGUGAAGGUGUGGGCGGAGUGGCCGCUGUGACAGCUCUGCUCCCCAGAAGGUGUUGAUGAGAGCAGAGUUCGGGUGCAGCCCCCAGCCUGUAGCAAAAUCCCAGUUGGCUGGGGACAGGCAGCUGACUACCUGAGCUCAGCUUCCACUGUGAAAUGGGCUGGAUUCCACAGUUUGCCACGUGCUUGAGGCUCUAUAGGGUGGGCUGCCGAGGGGAACCGAUUCCAUUUUGGCCUCUGGUCCCUUGCACUGGGAAGUGGCUUUAAGGGCUGGAAUCCCACAGGGACCCUUCUGCAGAGUGAGGGUCCAAACCGGGGCUCAGGUCCGCACCCCUGGGACCGUGCUGCUGGGAGGUGGGGUAAGUAGAUGCAUGGGAUAAAAGGAGAACGCUCUGGGCUGGGGGUGCAGCUCAGCGGGCAGCGUUCAUCCUCACUAAACAAGGAAAAGGGAGGAAAGAGAGGGAACCGGCCUGGUCCACCCACCCCUGGAGGACACGUACCCUCUGCAAACGCAAUUCCAAUCUGAGGGGCUUUUUGUUUAUUUUAAUUGGGUUGUCUUGUUUUGUACUGGAGGUUAAACCCAGAACCUUGGGUUUGCACUCUAACUUUGUACUACACCUCGAGCACCCUUUUCCUUCUCUUUUUGUUUUGAGAAGCAAGGCUGAUCUCUCAGUUCCUGGGCUUGUGAUCCUCCUGCCUCAGCCUCCUGAGUAGCCAGGCUACAAGUGUGCCCCUCCUACCCUCCAGUGUGAGGUUUUGAAAUCCUUACUUGGGAGACACAGAAAACUCAGACCAUGGUCUCCACUUCAGUGUGUGGGGAAGAGCAAAGACUCUGCAUCGAGUGUGUAAUUUCCCACCCAUAACCCCAUGCACAGUGGACGUCUUACCUGUUUGAGGGACUUGGCGGUCCUCGGUUUCUGGAAAGGGAAACUUGGAGCCAAGGAAGGCGGGGAGAGCCAGGCAGGAAAGGAGGGUACUGUGGCACCUCACAGCCGGGAAAGCUGCACUAGGGUCCCUUCAAGGAGUGCCCCAGGUUGCUGGCUGGGAUUUCUCCCUGGAGAGCCCCCUUUCCCUGCUCCCUCUGGCCCCGGAAGUGCAGAGGCCCAGGAGCUGCCUGCCGGCAACAGUCAGCACUCAGGAUUAGUUCAGGGAAGGGCUUGCUCACCUGCUCCUCCCCUCUGACUCAAGUCGGAACAAGCAACCUGGUUCCCCUGGCCCAGCAGCCUGGGAGGGACGGAGGAGGGACUGGAGGAGGGACAGCCAGAGGGGCAGCUGGCAGUGCGGAGCCAGAGCUGUAGCCUGUAGCCGGAGCCGAGAGAGAGCCAGAGCCGGUCACAGUGAGAGCGCAGGUAGCCAACCCGCAGCCCAGGAGGCCUACAGGCAACAUGCAAGGCCCCUAGACUCCUGGACUAAAACUCUGAAACAGCUGGGAGGACUCCAGGCUGCCUACACAUCCUGGCCCAGGCUGGGACCGGGGCCGCCUCUCCCUCUGCUCCCCCCACUGCCCAAAAUCCACCAUGGAGAGUAAGGAUGAGGUCAGCGACACCGACAGUGGCAUCAUCCUGCAGUCUGGCCCUGACAGCCCGGUCUCCCCGAUGAAGGAGCUAACCCACGCUGUGCGCAAGCAGCAGCGGUCCCUGGAAGCACAGCUGGAGGCCUGCCUGGAGGAGCUGCGGAGACUCUGCCUUCGGGAGGCGGAGCUGACAGGCAUCUUGCCAGAAGAAUAUCCCCUCAAACCAGGAGAAAAGGCACCCAAGGUCCGCCGCAGGAUUGGAGCAGCUUACAAGCUGGAGGAAUGGGCCUUGCACAGAGAGGAUCCCCUGAGCAGCCUGGAGAGCCAGCUGGCCCUGCAGCUGCAGAUCACUGAGGCUGCGCGGCGGCUGUGCGCGGAGGAGAAUCUCGGCAGGCAGACGCGCCGGCAGCGGAAGCUCGCAGCGCUGCAGGAGGAGAAGAAGCUGCGGGAGCUGCAACGCAGCCUGGGCGAGCGGCGGCGCAACAGCGAGCCCCCUCCUGCCACCACAGCCCACUCGCUGGGCCAAGAGCUCAGUGUCUCCGAUGACAGCUCCCUGUCUGAUGGGCUACUUCUGGAGGAAGAGGACUCUCAAACACCAAAACCUCCCCCUGAAUCCCCAGCCCCGCCUUCCCGGCCUCUCCCACCCCAGAGCCUCGAGGGGUUGCCGCCAGCAGGACCUGAGCCUAGGACCCUGGAGCGUGCCCCCAUCCAGAGCAGCCCUUGGAAGGAGUCCAGCCUUGACCACCCUUAUGAGAAGUCCAGGAAGUCUUCUGAGCCCAGCAGCGAGUCCAGCAGCCUGGCCACCACACCCCAGGACGAGCCCAGUACUUCCAGCCUGUGGCUGCUGGAGCCGGCCUCCUACCACGUGGUACCUAUCCGCAGUGCCCCAGGACAGCGGCAGGGUCGCACAAGCGCCCCGGCCACCCCCGAGAUGCAGGUCAGGAGAGGCCAGUCACAAUCUCUGAGGGUGGACUCCUUCAGGGCCGGGGCCGAGGGCCGAGGACGCAAGGGCUUUGGGCGACCCCCGGGGCCCCGCGCGCAGAUGCCCACCGUGUGUGUGCUUCGGAGAUCACCCGACGGGGCCCCUGUGCAAGUCUUUGUCCCCGAGAACGGAGAGAUCAUCAGCCAGGUGUAACUUCAUGUUCCAAGUGCCUCAGCCACUACUGGAAAAGACUGUUUCACAGCAGGACCAGGGCUGAGCCCCUCACCCUAAGUGCCUCCUUCAGCUUCCCCAAUGCCAUCGCAGGCCGAUGAUCUGGAGCUGAGACCUUUCUUGGUUUUUGGAGUUUUUUUUUUUUUUUACAAAUUUUUUCAGAUGUCCUGAUCUGAGGAUCUAUAUCUGUGAUUUGUCCUCAAGCUCCCUAUAAUAUGAUUACACUUUAUUCCCAGAGUCUGAACUCUUGGACUUAAGGCCUUACCUGUCUGAUUACUACAUCUGUCUCCUUAGGCAGCAGAGGCCUGUCAGUGUCAGAGAGGGUCACCUCAGGGUUUCUGAAACACUUUGCUCCAUUUCUGAGAAAGAACAACCCUGGCACUGUGGAGGCUGGAAAUGGCCCACAUACAUGUGUGGGUUUCUCCCCCAUUUCCCUGGUCUCUGGGUACCACAGGCUGUGGGAGCUGCUCCUUCCCGCUCUGUACUGUAAUGUGCUCUGUGAUGCACACAUGUGGCGGUUAAAGGUCAGUACAUCCUGCUGGAGUCGUAUCUUCCUGGACCCAGGGGUGUCAGUCACUGUCUCCUCUUUAUGCCCUUGGGCUCCCAGGCCAGUGGAACACCAACUCUUGGCUUCAAGGUCCUGGACUGGGUCUGGCCUGUGCUGUUGGCUGAUGGGGAGCAGCUUGGCAUUGGACCAGCACUGCUGGGCCUCAUGAGGGCUGGGUGGCCUACUGCUCCUUUCAUUAUGGUCCUAAAAACCAGCACUGUACAAAUAUUUUUGGAAAAGCAUCUCUUUGGUGGCACAUUGAGGGCAGGUGUUUGAGGACAAUGAGAGUUGUUGCUCUUGUUCCCCAUCCAGCCACACUUCAGCUCUGAGCAGUCAUUUGUGCACACAUGGGCAUCCUUCCUCCUCAGUGCUGACAAGAUGCUGGGGUGUCCUAGAGGGCAUUCACAACAUGACCCAGCCUCCUGGAAGGGCUAAGGCAACUUAUAACCCCUGGAUUCUCAUCCUAGGCCCUCCCUUGCUGCCAGGUCAGAUGCCCAGGUAGUGUCUUGCUUCAAGGAGGAAGCAACAGGUGGUGUAGCGAGUGCUGACUCCAUCUUUGCCCAUGGAGGGCUCUUAUCCUGUGAGUUCCCUGGACUGGAACUGACAGCAAAUGUAGUGGAAGGCUCUAAGAACUGUGAUGCCCAGCCAGAGGUGCCAUUUCCCCCAGGGACACAGUGGCAUAGCUGCUUGCAGAGGCUGCUGAGGGAAGAAUCGGGGUGAAUGGUAUACAGGAGUUGGGGAGGAGAGUGGAGCCCCAGGAGAUGGCACUGGCAUUUCUUGCUGCCCUUCCCACAUCUUAUGGUAAUCCCCAUAUGGGACCCUCUUGUCCAUAUGUUUGACCUGCUACUGUGCUUUGCUACUAGGUACCUCUCCCCUGUGUUCACUGCCCCAGCCCCAGUGCCUUCCAUGGAGGCUCAAGCUUCUGGGCCCGAGUGUCCUUAAUAUUAACUUAUUCGUCCUACAGAAGACAUGACACAGUUGAAAGUGUCCCUGUCUUCAGCUGUAGGGCUGGAACUUGGGUCUUAGUGCCAAACACUUCAAUAAAGUCUGUUCUUUGUGAU
This is a messenger RNA of Fukomys damarensis (Damara mole-rat), 4475 nucleotides long. RefSeq names its product innate immunity activator (gene Inava). Gene Ontology annotation, biological process: positive regulation of protein ubiquitination; adherens junction maintenance. The record is from RefSeq and is a predicted model, not a curated record. The transcript has 11 exons. Bases 1719 to 2849 code for a protein of 376 amino acids. Lineage: Eukaryota; Metazoa; Chordata; Mammalia; Rodentia; Bathyergidae.